UAUCUGCAUGCCCUCGAACCAAUUUUCGAAUCACUUAUUCCACUCGUUUGCUGGCAGAUCCAAAACGGCAUUUUUGAAUGCGUCAACUGCUUCUUGUGGUGACUGGACCUUUGACCACGCAGUCUGUUUUUAAUUUUCGGGAAAGUAAUGAAAUCAUCGGGACUAUAUGGAGAAUGGUCCAAUAAUUCCACGUUUUCUUCCGUUAAAUACUGCGUUGUUUUUUGGGCUGUGUGCGAGCUUGCAUUGUCU
Acanthoscelides obtectus is the source of this 249-nucleotide messenger RNA. Lineage: Eukaryota; Metazoa; Arthropoda; Insecta; Coleoptera; Chrysomelidae. The record is from the annotation of a GenBank genome assembly.